Molecule: messenger RNA, 1568 nt
Organism: Hyalella azteca
Lineage: Eukaryota; Metazoa; Arthropoda; Malacostraca; Amphipoda; Hyalellidae
Exons: 10
Coding region: 90-1259 (389 amino acids)
Source: RefSeq, a predicted model, not a curated record
UGUUCGUGCUCCUGUGGACAUAUUUCGUGAGGUCUCUUUGUUAGGUGUUUUGUGUGGAGACAUCGUUAUUCCCAGCAUCGAAUUGAAGGAUGAGGAUCGUAUUCGUGACCGUGGUGGUGGUGGUGGUGGUGGUGUGCGGCGUCGCUGCUGGAGACGUCGAUGAUAACGACGUUCAUUCUUCAGCUCGCGAGCCCCGGACGGGCGGUAUCAUCAAGUCGAUGCUGCCGUACUUCAACCUGAAGAUAAAGAACCCCUUCGAGUGCCGCCCCGGCACCCGGAUCAACGGCUACCCCGUACUGGGCACAUGCAUGUCGCAGUACGACUGUACCGCCCUCAGGGGCAGGAUAGACGGCACAUGCGCUAGUGGAUAUGGCUCGUGCUGUAUACUGGAGGCAGGCUGUGGUGACACCGUCGAGCGCAACAGGACAUACAUCAUCAACAACGGCACCACGAGUGGUACCUGCACCUACACCAUAGCGCCUAUGAAGAUAGAUUACAAGGUGAAAAAUUCGGUGUCGGAAGCGGUCGGCGCGUGUCAAGUUCGUUUGGAUUUCGAGACCUUCUCUUUAUCGCAACCCGACCAAGGCACCACAACCCCCAACAACGCGAGUGUCUGCAAUAUCGACUCCUUUGAAGUGACCGGAAACACAAACGCAUUUGGGAAAAUUUGUGGGGAAAAUCAAGGGCAGCAUAUUUACCUGCCGAUCGACUCUAAAGCGGGCACCGUGGCUACGAUCACAGUCGUCAUGAGCGGAGCCACAACCACCGCUGUUAACAGGAGCUGGCGUAUACGGACCACAUACAUUCCCUGCCUCUCCAACAUGACGGCUCCUCCCGGGUGCCUGCAAUACUUCACCGACGCCUCAGGCACGGUGAACUCCUUCAACUUGUUGCCCGCAAGCUCGACAACCCUGUCGCAGAUUGGAAACCUGAAAUACAGCAUUUGCUUCAAUAAUCAACCAAACUCUUGCGGGAUGUCGUUCUCUUCCACUCGCUUCCUGCUCACAGGGGCACCGAAUGGCGCCGCAACGACAGGGCCAGCAUCGUCGUGUGCGGAGGACUACAUCGCCACCACCGUCGUCGACAGGACUGGGGUGGCCUCCACCACCUCGGGGAGCUUCUUCUGCGGUGGCGCUCUCACUCCCUUCACUACCUACGCUCAGCCCACAGUAAUCUUCGUUCGAACGGACGGUCAAGAAACCAGCCCUACGGAUAAGAACUAUGGAUUUGCCUUAUCCUACUCCCGGGCCGGGUGCUAAGAGCCAAUGCUGCAAAACUCCUUCUCGUGUUUUUUUAAUAGCCCAGGCAAAAUUCCUUCUCGUUGCAUUUAUUUUCGAAGACAAUUCAGUCAGCUGCUCUUUUAGGCGAAAAAAAAAAAUUCGAGCUAGUCGUGUGCGCUCAUGCCUUGCUGCCAAAAAAAAAUUUGAGGCUUACAUCUCUAAGGGAAUCUUUUUCUCAUGAAGAGCAGUCAUGAUGACAGGCAAUGACGCUUGCAAAAAAGACGAGUCAGAGAUUCAAAGAUAUAAAUUAUUUAUUUAUUGGUUUCAAAGAUAUAAUUUAUUUAUUUA